UCUAAUCCAGAAAAAAAGACACUAAACGCAAGAAAUAUGGCAAACAACAGUUGCAUUGGCUGGAAGUUCAGCGGCAGCGAGGCAGCCAAGGAAGCCUCAGCUGCUUCCCUAAGCACUUACACCUCUAAACUCUUUGCAAUGUGCGAUCCUCAAGGGAAGCCCAUUUUGCCUCCUCGAGGUGAAACCGCUGAGACUUGCCAUACCGCUGAAAAGGCUGUUGUUAAAGCCGUCCUUUGCGGUACUGGAAACGCUUAUGCUCCCGGUAUAGGCCUUCCCGCGGCAAAAUGUGCCGUAGCAGAGUACCUAAACCGUGAUGAUAUUCCGAAGAAACUGGCACCAGAAGAUGUGUUUAUGACCGUUGGGUGCAAACAAGCCAUCGAGCUUGCGGUUGACAUCUUGGCUAAACCAAAAGCCAACGUCCUGCUUCCGAGCCCGGGCUUCCCAUGGGACUUAGUUCGCUCCAUCUACAAGAAACUUGAGGUCCGCAGAUACGAAUUCCUCCCAGAAAAGAAUUAUGAGAUCAACUUUGAAAGCGUCCGAAAGCAAGUGGAUGAGAACACGUUCGCGAUAUUUAUAAUCAACCCUCACAAUCCCAAUGGGAACAUCUACUCUGAAGCUCAUCUCAAGCAGAUCGCUUUGUUGGCUCGGGAACUCGGGAUAAUGGUGGUUUCUGACGAAGUUUUUCGAUGGACCGUUUUUGGGAGUAAUCCCUUUGUUCCCAUGGCGAAAUUCUCGACAAUCGUACCCGUGAUGACACUUGGGUCUAUAUCGAAGGGAUGGACUGUCCCCGGAUGGCGAACUGGCUGGGUCGCCCUGCACGAUCUAGAUGGUGUCUUUAAAUGCACCAAGGUCUUAGAUGCUGCUAAACAAUUUCUUGAGAUAAAUUCUAAACCACCAACUGUUAUCCAGGCGGCUAUUCCUACCAUCUUGAAGGAUACUCCUGUAGAGUUCUUCCACAGGAGGCAGAACUUUCUGAAAGAUAAAGCGGAUUUGGCUUAUUCUAAGCUCAAGGACAUACCUUCCCUCAAAUGCUAUUUAAAACCUGAAGCAUGCACCUUCCUAUGGGUAUUAGAGCAACAUUAUCAGUGA
Messenger RNA from Raphanus sativus (radish), 1089 nucleotides. RefSeq names its product probable aminotransferase TAT4. The transcript is spliced from 5 exons. Gene Ontology annotation, molecular function: pyridoxal phosphate binding; transaminase activity. Bases 37 to 1089 code for a protein of 350 amino acids. The record is from RefSeq and is a predicted model, not a curated record. NCBI's taxonomy places the organism in Eukaryota, Viridiplantae, Streptophyta, Magnoliopsida, Brassicales, Brassicaceae. Gene Ontology annotation, biological process: biosynthetic process; amino acid metabolic process.